AUGACGAGCCCAUCGAGGGCUCUGUUGUUUUUGGUGUUGGAGGAAAAGCUCUCGUUUGCGGAGUUCAGACUGACUUUCUUGCGUGCCUGCGCGAGUGGGGAGCGGGCGGGGAAUAGCUUUCUUCCGGAGCCAGCCGACCCAGAGGGCUCAGCUCGGGGCCGGGGAGUUUGUGGUCCCCAGGACCUAGAGCGGGCAGUGGGCCGGGACAAGAAAGCCGCCAGCCCCGCCUAUCUUGGGAUCGCCUUCCAGGCCCCGCAGCCGUGCUCAGGGCCCUCGGACGUGAGUCACGGUGAGAGAGAGCGCCUGCCCUUACGCAGCUGCCCACAGCCCCUCCCGAGGAGUCCGUCUGCGUCCCGUUUCCAGUGUCCCCCUGCCCUGGAGGGGGCAUGGUGGCUCACUGUGAAGAAGGCUUCAGUAAAUACUGACGAGUGCUGGCAGGUAAGUUUCCGUGAUGGAAUCUAUCACCUGUUCAGACUGCACAUCGCGGGCACACAAUGGACUCGGGCUGGACGCGACACAGAGAGCGACACGGGCACCCGGAGAACACUGAGGCAGGGGGCGUCCAGGGGUCAGCAGCCGCGUGGUGCCCAGGACCGGCUCAGGCUGCUGCCCGGCCGCCCUGCGCCCCGCUCCUCUCAGCUCGCCCUCCGUCCCGUCACCUCCUCUCGGCUCGAGUCAGCCCAGGACCCCGGUCUGCCUCGGUAUGGCUGCCUGCGCCGUCAUCCGCCCCUCGGUCGCUUUAGAAAUGUGGCCGUAGAGAGCACCUCGUCAUCCAAGGGCCUCCUUUCCGGCCGCCGUCGAGGCCCCCCCGGGGAGGCAAGCGCGGCCCCUGCUCCCGGCGCCUCCCCAGCCCGGGUGGAGCCGGAUGACGGGGCCUCCGCAAGCUCUGGAUGGGUGGGUUCUGCGCCCAGCAUCUCCAGACAUGGGCGCCCAGCCGCCCCUCCCUCACGGAACUCCCACCCGGUGGAGCGAGCAACCGACCAGCACCCACUGGGCGAAGGGACCAGCACCACGGGGGCGGGGCCUCAGCGCCGAGGGGAGGGGCUCUGGGCGGGACCCACUGAGAAGCUCGCCCCGACCGGACCAGCCAUCGUGCAGGGGUUCGCCCCCUGGAGGGGCACCGCACCCAUGCGCGUGGGGCCCUGGCGCGUGGCCUGCCCAGUGGGCUCACCGCGAACCGCGUCUCAGCCCGAACGACGGCUUCCUUUACCUCAUGUGUGCUGAAGUGUGGGGUCCUAGGACCCGAGUGCCCGGCUAGCGAUGAUGUGGGGGAGGCACGGGGGCGGCCCCCGGGGCUGGGGUGACCCUGGCUCCUCCCUGAAGGGGCGGCGGGGCUGGGAGCCCCCUGCGGAGCCAGGCCCAGCCUUGUCUCCGGGGUCCUGAGUCCUGUGCAGGUGUGCGGGGCUCAGUGCUCCCCUUUACCACGUGCUCCCGCAGCGCUUCUGUCCCCGGAAGGACCCGGCCGAGGAGCUAGAGGUCCUGGCCCAGCAUCCGCGCCGGGGCCGAUGCUGGGGCGGAUGUGUCCUGGUGCUGGGACGCCAAGUCAGAGCCCCUGGUGGUGCGUUCCUCUGUCACGUCCACUUCUGGGGGUAUUUCAGGGUGAUGCCAUCAUUAAAGAGUAAGCCGUCGAGAAAAACCAGGGUGACGUCUAAGCUGUCUGGUAGCUUCUUCUUCACAGUCAUACAUCUUUCCCUCCAGACACAUGUGCAAGAAAUGAAUUUCAUGCCACUCACAGGAAUUCCAUGUGUGUUUGACUGGAUCUUCUAAGAUUUCUGGGUUCAAGAAUGAAGAAGCUUAGCUCUGGGAGAGCAGACAGGUUCCCGGGAAAGUGCAAGCUGGUUGGACGUGUAGAUGCUGCCAUGGGGCUGAGUGGGGUCGAGAGCCGUGUCUGGACCUGAAGGCCCAGGGCGCUAUCGCGUCCCUCGCAGCCUGUCCAGCUGGGGGGCAGGCGGGGGGUGGGCUGGGCCCUGUACUCACUGCUGCUGGGCCUGCCUGAGAGUAAGGGUGUGUGUGUGUGAGUGUGUGUGUGUGA
Lagenorhynchus albirostris (white-beaked dolphin) is the source of this 2032-nucleotide messenger RNA. RefSeq lists its product as uncharacterized. The record is from RefSeq and is a predicted model, not a curated record. The coding region runs from base 1 to 1224 and encodes 407 amino acids. NCBI's taxonomy places the organism in Eukaryota, Metazoa, Chordata, Mammalia, Artiodactyla, Delphinidae. The transcript has 5 exons.